AUGCCUUUACUUCAAUCUGAACCACAAGUAGACUUAUUAGGACCUCUAACUAAAGAGAAACUUUUUGAGGGAAUAAACAAGAUCCGUACGGAACAUUCCAAUAUACCUGAUGAUAAAUGGCAGAAAGUAGUGACCGAAGUCGAGGAUUUUGCCAGUAAACACCUAACAAAGCCCGUCAUACCAGCACCGACCGCCCCUACUGUGAUUUCCCAAGCCAUGAUAGAUAACGAAUUUGCUCUAUUUAGACCAUUCCUCACCGUUUGGUAUCAUAUUCGUUCUCUUUUCAAUGGCCAGCAGCUAGAUAACGAUGUUUCCCUUUUAUCAUCAUGGGCUAUUGUCAUUGUGGUUUUACUAGUAAUUAUGGCGGUUGUUGUCAUCGCUGGUUUAAUAUGCAAAUCGCAAUACAAGAAGAGAAAGGACGCUGCUUCCUACCCUGUUGGCCAAUAUGAAUCCGGUGACCAUUACGAAAACAUGCCAGCCAAUUUCCUCCAACACAUAGGCCUGCAUCACAAUAGAGACGAGCAAUAA
Molecule: messenger RNA, 528 nt
Organism: Nematocida homosporus
Lineage: Eukaryota; Fungi; Microsporidia
Exons: 1
Coding region: 1-528 (175 amino acids)
Source: RefSeq, a predicted model, not a curated record